AUGGAAGAUAUUCCUUAUGCUAAUGUAAUAGGGACUAUCAUGUAUUCAAUGAUAAGCACUAGACCUGACCUUGCAUAUUCUAUUUCACUACUUAGCCGUUUUAUGUCUAAUCCGGGAAAAUCACAUUGGGAUGCACUGAAAUAUGUUCUGAGAUAUAUUAAAGGUACAACCGGAGUAGGGUUAAGUUAUAUGAAGAGAGGUGAAAAUCUAGAUCUUGUUGGAUAUGUAGACUCUGAUUUUGCAGGUGAUCGUGACACUAGAAAAUCCACAACAGCCUAUAUGUUUUCUCUUGGAGGUAAUUGCAUCAGCUGGAAAGCACAGCUGCAGCCAUUGGUUGCACUGUCUUCCACUGAGGCUGAAUACGUGGCUUUGACUGAUGCAUUCAAAGAAGCCAUCUGGCUUCAAGGUAUACUAUCUGAAAUCCACUUACUGGUAAGAAAUGCUGACAUAUUUUGUGACAAUCAGAGUGCUAUACACUUGUGUAAAAAUCCGGUGUACCAUGAACGAUCAAAACAUAUAGACAUAAAAUACCAUUAUGUCAGAGAUCAGGUUGCAACAAGAAAGGUAAGCAUUCAGAAAAUUCCUACUGAAGAAAAUCCAGCCGACAUGGGGACUAAGGUGGUGUCAACGGCAAAAUUCAAACACUGUUUGGAUUUGCUGCAUAUUGAUGUUGGUUGA
Molecule: messenger RNA, 678 nt
Organism: Diospyros lotus (date-plum)
Lineage: Eukaryota; Viridiplantae; Streptophyta; Magnoliopsida; Ericales; Ebenaceae
Product: secreted RxLR effector protein 161-like
Exons: 1
Coding region: 1-678 (225 amino acids)
Source: RefSeq, a predicted model, not a curated record